Molecule: messenger RNA, 2266 nt
Organism: Vitis vinifera (wine grape)
Lineage: Eukaryota; Viridiplantae; Streptophyta; Magnoliopsida; Vitales; Vitaceae
Product: putative clathrin assembly protein At5g35200
Exons: 17
Coding region: 338-2005 (555 amino acids)
Biological process (GO): vesicle budding from membrane; clathrin coat assembly; clathrin-dependent endocytosis
Cellular component (GO): clathrin-coated vesicle; clathrin-coated pit
Molecular function (GO): 1-phosphatidylinositol binding; clathrin heavy chain binding; SNARE binding
Source: RefSeq, a predicted model, not a curated record
GGGGGCAGUACAAGUUCUUACAAAGCCGUAGUCUGACAUAAUGCGGAGUGAGAAACUAAAUAUAAAUCAUUUAAGAAAUUGUUUAUUAUAGAAAUAUAAUGAAAAUAAUGUUUAGAGACGCCGACGACUCAACCAAACCAUACUUACAUUUGCCGACUUUUCUUGGUCGCACAACCAGAAGCUCUCAACUUCUGCUCUCUCUUUCUCUCUCUUCUUUUUCUCUCCUCCUCCUUUAGGGUUUUGUUUUGGGCUGUGAUUAAUUACAUGGAAUUGGGCGCUGGGGAACAAGAAUUGGAGGCUCAAAUUUCAAAUUGAAUUUUAGAACUGAGGAGAGGGAAUGUCUGGAGGAGGGACACAGAAGAGCUUGAGGAAGGCACUUGGAGCCAUCAAGGACAGCACUACUGUCGGAUUGGCUAAAGUAAAUAGUGAUUACAAGGAAUUGGACAUUGCCAUUGUUAAGGCCACAAAUCAUGUUGAGCGCCCAGCAAAAGAAAAACACAUUAGAGCUAUCUUUUCUGCAAUUUCAGCUACAAGGCCUCGGGCUGAUGUUGCAUACUGCAUCCAUGCUCUUGCCAGACGGUUAUCCAAGACACAUAAUUGGGCGGUUGCAUUGAAAACUCUAGUUGUUAUUCAUCGUGCUUUGAGGGAAGUGGAUCCCACAUUCCAUGAAGAACUCAUUAAUUAUGGCAGGAGUAGAAGCCAUAUGCUAAACUUGGCUCAUUUCAAAGAUGAUUCUAGUCCAAAUGCAUGGGAUUAUUCUGCAUGGGUACGCACUUAUGCCUUAUUCUUGGAGGAGAGGCUGGAAUGCUUUCGUGUGCUGAAGUAUGAUAUUGAGACAGAUCGUCCUAGAACCAAAGAGCUGGACACUGUUGAGUUGCUUGAGCAGCUACCAGCUUUGCAACAGCUUCUAUUUCGUGUUCUUGGUUGCCAGCCACACGGAGCAGCAGUUCAUAAUAUUGUGAUUCAGUUGGCACUCUCAAUGGUCGCUUUGGAAAGCAUUAAGAUAUACAGUGCCAUAAGCGAUGGUACAGUUAAUUUGGUUGACAAGUUCUUUGAGAUGCAACGAAAUGAUGCUGUGAAGGCUUUGGAGAUAUACCGAAGAGCAGGGAGUCAGGCGGAGAAACUAUCAGAAUUUUAUGAAAUAUGUAAGAGUCUUGACAUUGCACGUGGAGAAAGGUUUAUUAAGAUCGAGCAGCCCCCUGCAUCAUUUUUACAAGCCAUGGAAGAGUAUGUGAGGGAUGCUCCACGAGCUUCAACAGUUCGCAAGGAUCAGGAAACAAAGCAGGUGGUUAGUGAGAAACUUGCUGCUCCUAAAGUAGUCUUAUCCAUAGAAUACAACAAAGCCCCAGAAGUGCAGGAGGAGCAUCCUCCAUCUCCGCCUCCACCUGAACCAGUAAAAGUGGAAAUGCCUGUUGUUGAACCACCGGAUCUGUUGGGCUUAGAUGAUCCCAUUCCAAAUACUGCAGAAUUAGAUGAGAAGAAUGCCAUGGCUUUGGCUAUUGUUCCUGUUGCUGAAACACCACCUUCUGCUGGUCCUAACCCAGCCAAUGGAACUACAGGCUGGGAAUUGGCACUUGUUACCGCUCCAAGCUCAAAUGAGAACGCCACAGCUGCUAGCAAGCUGGCUGGAGGACUAGACAUGCUUACGCUAGAUAGCCUAUACGAUGAUGCAAUAAGAAGAAACAACCAGAAUGUAAGCUACAACCCAUGGCAACCAGUCCCAAUGGGUGGCCCCAUGAUGCAGCAAACAGCACACGACCCAUUCUUUGCCUCCAAUGCAGUGGCUGCACCACCAAAUGUGCAGAUGGCAGCAAUGGGCAACCAGCAGCAGGCUUUUAUGUUGCAGCAGCAGCAGCAGCAACAGCAACAGCAGAUGAUGAUGAUGAUGGGUCAACAGCAACAACAGCCUUUAAAUCCUUUUGGAAAUCCAUAUGGAGCCACUGCCCACCCCUAUGGCUCAGGUAUGCCUGUUCAAACCCACAAUCCUUAUUCAGGCUUUAUUUAAACAGAUGCCAUGGAAAGAGAGCUGUUCACUUUCUGGAAACACAAGAAAAAGGAAAAACACAGGAGAAGAGCCGGUUUUUGAUUUCAAAGAUUGGAGACACAUGUGAAGGAUAAACUGAUGUGUACCAUAUGUUGUGUAUGUUCAUUAGCUAGAACGAAAUUUGUUGUGUAAUAAGCAGCGAGAAGGAGCGUUUUGGAUCAUUGAUUAUUUACAUUGAACAAGAUUGGUAAUAAUGAUUUUUGCGACACAAAUUUUUUUGAA